This is a messenger RNA of Polypterus senegalus (gray bichir), 3002 nucleotides long. RefSeq names its product POU domain, class 3, transcription factor 3-B. The record is from RefSeq and is a predicted model, not a curated record. Gene Ontology annotation, molecular function: DNA-binding transcription factor activity, RNA polymerase II-specific; RNA polymerase II cis-regulatory region sequence-specific DNA binding. Gene Ontology annotation, cellular component: nucleus. Gene Ontology annotation, biological process: regulation of transcription by RNA polymerase II; brain development. The coding region runs from base 772 to 2124 and encodes 450 amino acids. NCBI's taxonomy places the organism in Eukaryota, Metazoa, Chordata, Cladistia, Polypteriformes, Polypteridae. The transcript has 2 exons.
AGAGGGAGAGAGAGAGAAAGAGAGAGAGAGAGAAAGAAAGCGAGCGGUUCAACCAUCACAGUACUGUAAUACAAGCAAGGCUCUACUUCCACUGGAGUUAGCUGUUUGCAGGUUUACAUCAAAACAGAACAAAGAAGCGGCGAUUAAUGCAAUAAAAUCACGGCAUAAAAGGGAAAACGCUCCACUGCAAAUAAAUACGUGAAAGGAGAUUUUCUGAACAUCCGAACUGUCCUCUCAAUUUAUCCCUAAUCAAGAAGGAACUAAACCUAAGGAUUUCUUUAUUUUGCUCAAGUGAGAGAAAGAUUGUUAAAGGUCUGAGGUUUCCUCAACACUUGAAGUUUGGAGCGGACAAAACUUUUUUUUUUCUUUUUAUAUGUGUAGAGAAUUUAAAAGGUGUUCCAGAACAAAGACGCCAGAUCUAAACUGAAAGUUUACCUUUUGUUGUUUGCAGUAUUUUUUUCUUCAUUUACUUUUUCAACAGAAAAACGAGUCAUUUUCUUCACGUGGAUUUUGUGUUGCUGCAUUUUACUUCAAUCCGUAUUUCGAAUAAAUUAUUUAUUACAUUUAUUUUUGUGCUACUACCCGAUUUAUACAAGACGAAAACGCUUAAAAGGAAAAGAAGAAACACAAGAAGCGUAGAACCCAGUAAAGCUGUCGGGACUUUCAAAGUGAAGCGUUAAUUUAUGUGAAAGACAUCAUUGUUUACCUGAAAGAAAACUUCUUGAAGAAGAGGAGGAAUAAUUAAGAGACUGUUGAUACGGGGUUAAAGGGAUGGCCACGGCUGCUUCCAACCCUUACCUCCCCAGCAAUACUAUCCUUUCGUCAGGUUCAGUUGUGCACUCGGAUUCAGGAGGGGGUGGCAUGCAGACUGGUAGCGCUGCUGUAACCUCGGUUUCUGCAGGAUACAGGGGAGAUCCAACGGUUAAGAUGGUCCAGAGCGAUUUCAUGCAGGGAGCCAUGGCGGCAAGCAACGGGGGCCAUAUGUUGAGCCAUGCCCAUCAGUGGGUGACAGCCUUACCCCAUGCCGCCGCUGCUGCCGCGGCUGCCGCGGCGGCAGCAGCCGAAGCCGGAUCCCCUUGGUCGUCCAGCCCCGUAGGGAUGACUGGUAGCCCACAGCAUCAGCAACAGCAGGACGUCAAAAACAAUUCGGCAAGAGACGAUCUUCAUACUGGGACAGCCUUGCACCACAGGCCCCCACACCUGGGUCCACAUCAAGGGCAUCCAGGAGCUUGGGGAGCAACCACUGCAGCACAUAUCCCGUCAAUAGGCGGGGGUCAGCAACAACAGUCCCUGAUCUACUCGCAGCCUGGGGGAUUCACUGUUAACGGCAUGCUGAGCCCGCCACCAGGAGGCCAGAGCUUGGUGCACCCUGGUUUGGUACGAGGGGACACUCCAGAACUGGAUCAUGGUAGUCACCAUCAUCACCAUCACCAUCAUCAGCAUCAGCACCACCAGCAGCAGCAGCAUCACGGUGGAGUGAACAGCCACGACCCACACUCAGACGAGGACACGCCGACCUCGGAUGACUUGGAGCAGUUUGCCAAACAGUUCAAGCAAAGGCGUAUCAAGCUGGGUUUCACGCAAGCGGACGUGGGCUUGGCGCUGGGUACCCUCUAUGGCAAUGUGUUUUCCCAAACGACCAUCUGCAGGUUCGAGGCGCUUCAGCUCAGUUUCAAAAACAUGUGCAAACUCAAACCUUUGCUAAAUAAAUGGCUGGAGGAAGCUGAUUCAUCCACCGGGAGCCCGACCAGCAUCGAUAAAAUUGCAGCUCAAGGCAGGAAGAGAAAGAAGCGCACCUCUAUCGAAGUGAGCGUCAAGGGCGCACUGGAGAGUCAUUUCUUAAAAUGUCCAAAGCCUUCAGCCCAGGAGAUCAGUUCACUAGCGGACAGCCUUCAGUUGGAGAAAGAAGUUGUCAGGGUAUGGUUUUGCAAUCGGAGGCAGAAAGAGAAAAGGAUGACCCCUCCGGGAGUGCAGCAGACGCCGGACGAUGUGUACGCGCAGGUCGGCAAUGGACAUUUUUUAGUAGAUUACUUAAAAGAUGCAAGUUUAACUGGGCCGAAUCAUCCGAGUGACCAGAGGGUACCCGCUACAAGUACGAUCCACCAGGUAAUUUUGGCACACUAACAACAUCAAGACAAACCAAGUGUAAGAAGUGAAUUUUUUAUCCUUCCUUUUCAUUGCUUGUUUAUGUGAGAGAAGAGAGAAAAAGGCAUAAGGCACUACAUAAAGAGAACAGACUAUACAAGUUUAAGGAGCCAAGCUGACAAAAAUAAAUAAAUAAUUUGACAGAACAACUGAAAAUGUGGAAGAAUGCUGAUACGUGUAAAGCUUCAAGCUAGACGUGAGAAGAGGACUGCAUGAUUAUAUUUUAUGGAUUGGGCUUGUUAGACCAUGAACUCUUUUUUUCUUAUAGGACCUACCCCUCCCCCAGAUUCUUAGAUCUAAAAGAUCACCACUUUUGAAGAUUGUAUUUUAUUUUAUGGACAGAUCAUAAUAAUGGAUUUUUUUUAAUAAAAAGAGAGAAUGGCCAUCUGCAGAUGCACUUAUCCGAAUUUCUCCUCUCCCAGAAAUCCGUUGCCAAGUUUUGACUGAAUGGGUGCUGUGGAUGAAAUUCUGUAAUACUGCCAUUUCCAAGCAGUGUUUUUGGUAGGUUUUAAUAAACAGACUUUUCAAAGACGGCAAUAUAGAUUCAAUAGAUCGGAUCCUGAUCUAAAAUAUUUACUUUAUAUUUUCAUCAAAAUGACUUGUUUUAAUAUUUUAUUCAAAAUACCUAUGAACUCUUGCUAACGGUAAUUUAUUUUCCCCAAAUCUUGUAUUACGUGUUUAUUUUUUAUUUGGUUUUUAUUUUAUUUUUUCGAAACGAGCACAAAUCAAAAUGAGCUGCAAACAUGGACAGUUGUUAGGUACUAAAGGUAUCUUUUGAUGUGAUAAUUUGAUUGUAAUUUAAUUUGAGUAGUGAAUCCGUAAGAAAUGAUUGAGAAAAUAAAUUUGUUAGAAUGAAA